AUGCUGUGCCCCGCUGAUGUGCACAAGACAUAAGCAACCGAGCGCCGACAUGUGUCACAACCUUCCCUAUGUGUAUAUUUUUUAUACUUUGUGAACGGGGGGAAGCAAGUCAACCUUCAAAAGUACACGACCUAGGAAAAUAAAAUAAUGUAUGCUUUUGUUCGAUUCUUUGAAGACGAUAUGUGUUGCGCGUUGCCUGUUUCCAACAUCCAAGAUUUCAGCCCUGAACACGGAUCCGAUUUCGAUCAUCAAAAGGUGUAUGUGGUUCGCAGGGCUCGAGAGAAUGGCAGCUCAGGCCAGCCUUGCGAGGCUCACAUUCUUGCCCUUGCAGAUACUGUAGAGGACUUUGAGAACUUGAUAAUGCAAAAGAAGAUGAAAAUUCCCAAGAUGUCAAUCAAGAAUUCGGGAAAUUCAAUUGAGAACAGUUAUGGGGAGGAGAGGAUGCCUCUCAGGCAUAAAAAGGCCCUAUCUCAAGACCAUGGACGCCCCAUUUCAAACUCCUCCAAAAGUUUGGCAGCAGUUGUUGCUCGUCUAGAAAGAAAUGCCGCCAACUCCUGUAUGGAAGGUGAAGAGGAUCUAGAUGAGGAGCGACUUGCUGAGGAGGGAGAUGAUGCGGAUGACGAAGAUGAAGAUAUGGAAGCAGAACAACAGGAGCACCUUAAUUUCCAUCAACAGCAGCAACAUCUUGAAGUGGACACGGACGUGGCUGCUGCAGUGGUUCCUCGCAUCCUUUACGAGGAGCUGGUCGUCAGCUAUAGGCAACAGGAGGAGGAGAUGAGGAGGCUGCAGCAGGAACUGGAAAAGACCCGUCGGCAGCUCAUGCAGCAGACCAAGAAACUCAAGGAAUAUGGCAGCCUACUGACUGAAGUCAAAGAACUCAGGGACUUCAAUCGACGGCUGCAGGAUGUGCUUCUCAUGAGGCUGGGCAGUGAGCCUAUGCAUGACAAUGGCACUCAGACAAUCAAGGCUGAGGUGGUUGAACCCAUUGUGGAGACCCAGGAAACAUUCAAAGAAGAAGCCAAUACCAGUUCCAGCUACUCACCAUCUCCUAAGACAGUCUACCCAUGCAGCGAUGGCAAGGUACACCUUGGUGGUGGGAUCUGGGUGGAGGAGGAGAAGUGGCACCAGUUGCAGCGCACCCAGGGAGACUCCAAGUUCACAAAGAACUUGGCUGUCAUGAUCUGGGGUACAGAAACCCUCAAAAACCGUAGCGUGACUGGAGUAGCUACCAAAAAGAAAAAGGACGCCCUUCCCAAACCUCCACUCUCACCCAGCAAGUUAAAAAUUGUCAGAGAGUGUCUGUACGACCGUGUGUCCCAGGAAACAGCUGACAGUGCAGAGAUAACACAAAGAUUGUCCAAAGUGAACAAAUACAUUUGUGAGAAGAUCAUGGAUAUCAACAAGUCCAUUAAGAAUGAGGAGCGGCGGGAGUCCAAGCUGCUCAUCAGACAAACAGUCAAGAUGGAAAACUUUAACUAUGACGGCAUGUAG
This is a messenger RNA of Nerophis lumbriciformis (worm pipefish), 1491 nucleotides long. The record is from RefSeq and is a predicted model, not a curated record. NCBI's taxonomy places the organism in Eukaryota, Metazoa, Chordata, Actinopteri, Syngnathiformes, Syngnathidae.